This is a messenger RNA of Spea bombifrons (plains spadefoot toad), 3570 nucleotides long. RefSeq names its product solute carrier family 6 member 5 (gene SLC6A5). The coding region runs from base 24 to 2366 and encodes 780 amino acids. Gene Ontology annotation, molecular function: glycine:sodium symporter activity. Gene Ontology annotation, cellular component: membrane. The transcript has 15 exons. NCBI's taxonomy places the organism in Eukaryota, Metazoa, Chordata, Amphibia, Anura, Pelobatidae. Gene Ontology annotation, biological process: glycine import across plasma membrane; synaptic transmission, glycinergic; sodium ion transmembrane transport. The record is from RefSeq and is a predicted model, not a curated record.
GUGUUGCAGGAUUUUGGCCCCCCAUGGAUCUCGGUAAGAAGACGGUGAACAGCCCAGAGGGUGCUGCCCCCGGUCCCGUUGGAGGUGCAGAGGCCCCUGGGCACAGCCCUGACCAUGAUGUCCCUCUCCAAGCCUCUUCCAAACUGGCCAAACUCUCCGAGCCUAACGAGAGCAGAGAGUCCCCUCCAGAGGAGCCCCGAGCCGGCAUACUGGAGAGAUCAAGACCCAGUGGCUCCUGCAAGUCCAGCACCCCGAUACAGGGCAACUCUGCCCCCAGGAGAGACUCUGCGGAGCCCGGUGCCCCGAGGAGUGACCCCCUGGCUGGCCGCAGCGCGCACACUAACCUGGCGCACUGCCCUAUAUCCCCGUUCCACAGCGCAGAGGGGGAACUGCCCCAGAGCCUAGGGAAGCCCAGCCUGGAGAUCAGCAAGGGCACCUGGGGGCCCAUGAGCCAGAGCACUGUGGUCCUGAGCGCAGAUGGAAACACGUCUGUCUAUCCGGGCAGCCUCAAUGGGGAUGAGGAGGGGGAUGAGAACAAAGCUCGCGGCAACUGGUCCAACAAACUGGACUUCAUCCUGUCCAUGGUGGGCUACGCGGUGGGACUGGGCAACGUCUGGAGGUUCCCGUACCUGGCCUUUAAGAAUGGCGGAGGUGCGUUCCUCAUACCCUACCUCCUGAUGUUGGCUCUGGCGGGGGUACCCAUCUUCCUCCUGGAGGUGUCCCUGGGGCAAUUUGCCAGCCAGGGCCCGGUGUCAGUGUGGAAAGCCAUUCCAGCUUUACAAGGAUGUGGCAUUGCCAUGUUAAUCAUAUCUGUGCUAAUCGCCAUAUAUUAUAACAUCAUCAUGUGCUACACGAUCUUCUACCUGUUUGCAUCUCUGGUCGGAGUCUUGCCCUGGGCGUCCUGCGAUAAUCCGUGGAACACCCCGGACUGCAAGGACAAGAACCGGUUGCUGCUCGAUUCCUGCUUCAUUGGGGAACAGCCAAAAAUCCAAAUUAAGAACAGCACGUUUUGCAUGGCGUCAUAUCCCAACUUGACCCUGGUGAACUUCACCGGCCUCGGCAACAAGACGUUCGUCAGCGGAAGUGAAGAAUAUUUCAAGUAUAAUAUGCUGAAGAUCUCUGCCGGCAUCGAGUAUCCUGGGGAAAUCCGAUGGCCGUUAGUCCUGUGUCUGUUGCUGGCCUGGGCAAUCGUCUACGCUUCGCUCGCCAAAGGAAUCAAGACUUCAGGAAAAGUUGUUUAUUUCACUGCUACGUUCCCAUACGUAGUCCUGGUCAUCCUUCUAAUCCGAGGAGUUACUUUGCCAGGUGCUGGAGCUGGAAUGUGGUACUUUAUUACUCCAAACUGGGAGAAGCUGGGGGAUGCAAUGGUUUGGAAAGAUGCAGCUACGCAGAUUUUCUUUUCUCUGUCUGCGGCCUGGGGAGGACUAAUUACUCUUUCAUCUUACAACAAGUUCCACAAUAACCUCUACAGAGAUACGCUGAUCGUCACAUGUACUAACAGCGCCACCAGUAUCUUCGCUGGAUUCGUCAUCUUCUCUGUCAUCGGAUUCAUGGCCAACGAACUUAAGGUCGACAUCGACAAGGUGGCAGAUCAAGGUCCUGGAAUCGCGUUUGUCGUGUACCCUGAAGCUCUGACCCGUCUCCCCCUCUCCCCGUUUUGGGCCAUUAUAUUUUUCUUGAUGCUUCUGACUCUUGGUUUAGACACAAUGUUUGCCACGAUUGAAACGAUAGUGACAUCUGUAUCAGAUGAAUAUCCGAAGUACCUGCGCACGCACAAACCGCUGUUCACCUUAAUCUGCUGCAUCGCCUUCUUUAUUAUGGGUUUCCCAAUGAUUACCCAGGGUGGGAUUUACAUGCUGCAGUUAGUUGACACAUACGCAGCCUCAUACUCCUUGGUCAUCAUCGCAAUUUUUGAAUUGGUAGGGGUGUCCUAUAUCUACGGGCUUCAGAGAUUCUGUGAAGACAUCGAAAUGAUGAUUGGAUUUCAGCCAAAUUGGUUCUGGAAGAUCUGUUGGGCUUUUGUAACGCCGACAAUUCUGACCUUCAUCCUCUGCUUCAGCUUCUUCCAGUGGGAGCCUAUGACGUACGGGACAUAUAACUACCCCGCAUGGUCCAUGGUCUUGGGCUGGCUCAUGCUGGCUUGUUCAGUUAUUUGGAUUCCGAUCAUGUUUGUGAUAAAAAUGUUUUUGGCGCCGGGCAGUUUUAUCGAGAGACUCAAGCUGGUCUGCUCCCCUCAGCCAGACUGGGGACCUUUCCUGGCCAAGCAUCGCGGAGAACGUUACAAGAACAUGAUGGAUCCCCUCGGUACCUCCUCACUGGGCCUCAAACUACCGCCUAAGGAUUUCGAGUUGGGGACCCAGUGCUAGUAUCUUGUGUCACAUAAAUCAAACAUCAUCUGUCUUCUUCCGUGAAACAGUGCUGGUGGUGGCUUUAGAUUAAAACAUAAUAGGAUUUCAUGUUGCAUGUUUAAGCCAAGACCCAAACUGACCACCCCACGCACUGGCUUCUUCUGCGCGGUCUUGUCUCCUUCCAUUAUAUAGCACAAUAAUAACUGUACCCAAUACCCUUCAUUGUUUGCAAUACUGCCAAUGCUUCUGAGUUUGCUUGUCUAGAUGCAGAACCGGUUAAUUUACAGUCAUGAAGGGAAAAUGUUGAUCCUCUUCCUGAUAAGAAAUGGUUUUCAUCAGCAGAUCCCAUUUUCCAGACCAUGCUGGGCAUCUGAAACUGAUUGAAUGGGUCGCACCACACUGUUAUGGACUCUUAGUUUUCAUUGAUUAAAUGGGGAUGUAAAAUACUAACUGUAACAGCCAUACUAAGUAUAUAUUAUAAAAAUCUAAAGUCAGUAGGCCAAACUAUGCAUUGCCAGAGCCUCCGACUGGAUUUUUAUCGAGCGCGCGCUAUAAUCCUUCGUCUUCCAUGUAGAGUCUUGCGGGCAUUGCGCCUCUGCUGCAUUUCUAGAGUCUGACAUAGAGAAAAAUUUAAUUUCCGUUGCACUUAAGCCAAGUAUUUGUUUCUUCAUUGAUCUCAUGAACAUCACCAAAAGCCAUUGUAUAAUUUGUGCCUAAUUUUCUAUCUUCGUUGUGUCGUGUAGCCAAUAAUAGAGACAGUUUUUGCUGUGCUGUUUAGUAACCAAACCCUUUCCCUGUUUAAAUGUCUUUCUAUAACUUCUAAAUGUAUUUAGUGGGCAAACACUAGAACUCUAUAUAUUAUAUAUAUAGUAUAUCAAUGUUUAAAGGCAUAUCCUCUCUUAUGUCAAGCCAUAUUUGUAUAUUGUCCGAGAUGUGCAGGUUGUUGAAUGGUCCAUGUCACUGGAAGUCAUGGCAUAAAUGUAAUGGCUGUGUUUCCUGACUUCUCCAAGAAUACUGGUUAGGAAUUUGCUGCUGGUGUAAAGGUCAAAUGACGUCUUAUUUUUAUGCCAAGAGGGCAAGCUUUAGACCACCAGGGUGACGUCGGAAGCGGUUCAUGUAGAUGUAAGAUCUCUGUACAUAGAGAAUUGUCCACAAAUUCCAUUCUGCUUUCUCAGCUUGAGGCAAUUCAUUCUUCUUGAUAAUGUCAGAGGCUGACACCUUU